This is a messenger RNA of Hordeum vulgare subsp. vulgare (domesticated barley), 2957 nucleotides long. Its product is annotated as ABC transporter G family member 5-like. Gene Ontology annotation, cellular component: membrane. The transcript has a single exon. The record is from RefSeq and is a predicted model, not a curated record. The coding region runs from base 293 to 2677 and encodes 794 amino acids. Gene Ontology annotation, molecular function: ATP hydrolysis activity; ABC-type transporter activity; ATP binding. NCBI's taxonomy places the organism in Eukaryota, Viridiplantae, Streptophyta, Magnoliopsida, Poales, Poaceae.
CAACUUAACCGAAUCCAACAAACAGCAAGAAGCCCCACGAAGAAGCCAAUCUCGACCUCCACCUCGCUCGCCAACCUCAUCUGAUGAGAUGCUAUGCUCCCCUCCUCGGGUUGACUCCCCAAUUGGGGAGCUAUAAGAAUGGUCACUGGUAGGAUGCUUAGAGUCCAACCAGUUCCAUCGAACUCUCUCUCCCUCUCUCCCUCUCUUGCCGCGGCAGCCACAGCGAGGUGGCCCGGCCCAGUGUGCUUGGAUUCUUAGAUUUAUACGCACGGGGAGCGCCGAGCCGAGCAAGAUGUCGCGGUUCGUCGACAAGCUGCCGUUCUUCGACCGGAGGGCGUCGCCGAUGGAGGAAGCCGACGAUAUCCCGCGCAGCGGCCUCCUCCACCUGCACGGCGGCCACCACCACUACCAGCACCACCAUCAGCCGCAGACCGCAUUGAUGGCGCCCGAGCCGUCCCCGCCCACCACCAAGCAGUCCUCCUCCACUCUGGCGCAGCUCCUCAAGCGCGUCAACGAGGCGCGCAGCGACGCCUCGUCGCCCAACUCGUCCCCGUCCCACUACACCAUCGAGCUUGGAGGCUCCAUGCCGGGGUCCAUCGGCAGUGAGAGCGAGCACGCCAGCCUUACCGGUGUCGGUGUCGGCGACGGCACGCUGCUGCCGUUCGUGCUCAAGUUCACCGACCUCACGUACAGCGUGAAGCAGAGGAAGAAGGGCCCCUGCCUGCCCGCGCUGCCGUUCCGUCGCGGGGAUGCCGAGCCCGAGGCGCCACGGAUGAAGACGCUGCUGGACAACAUCUCCGGGGAGGCCCGGGAGGGCGAGAUCAUGGCGGUGCUCGGUGCCAGCGGGUCCGGCAAGAGCACGCUCAUCGACGCGCUCGCCAACCGCAUCAGAAAGGAGAGCCUCCACGGCUCCGUCACGCUCAACGGCGAGUCCAUGGACAACAACCUGCUCAAGGUCAUCUCGGCGUACGUGAUGCAGGACGACCUCCUGUACCCGAUGCUCACCGUGGAGGAGACGCUCAUGUUCUCCGCCGAGUUCCGCCUGCCGCGCUCCCUCCCCACCAAAGAGAAGAAGAAGCGGGUGCAGGCGCUCAUCGACCAGCUCGGCCUGCGCAACGCGGCCAACACCAUCAUCGGCGACGAGGGACACCGUGGCGUGUCGGGCGGCGAGCGCCGGCGCGUGUCCAUUGGAGUGGACAUCAUCCACGACCCCAUCGUGCUGUUCCUCGAUGAGCCCACCUCCGGACUUGACUCCACCAGUGCCUUCAUGGUGGUGAAGGUGCUGCAGCGCAUCGCCCAGAGCGGCAGCGUCGUGGUCAUGUCCAUCCACCAGCCGAGCUACCGCAUCCUCGGUCUCCUCGACCGCCUCCUGUUCCUGUCCCGUGGCCAGACUGUGUACUACGGUCCUCCCGGCGCGCUGUCGUCCUUCUUCUCGGACUUCGGCAAGCCCAUCCAUGACAACGAGAACCCGACGGAGUUCGCGCUCGACCUCGUCAGGGAGCUCGAGGCCAUGCCGAACGGGGCAUGCGACCUCAUCGAGCACAACAAGUCAUGGCAGAAGCGCAUGGGCCCGAAGAUGAAACACGCCGACGACGGGAAUGGCGGGAAGCCAUCGCUCUCCCUGCAGGAGGCCAUCAGCGCCAGCAUCUCUCGCGGGAAGCUCGUGUCCGGCGCGACCGACGGCAAUGUCACGGUGCCCUCGCCAUCGUCCGCCCCGGCGUCCGCGGUGGCCAAGUUCGCGAACCCGUUCUGGAUCGAGAUGGGUGUGCUGACCCGUCGCGCGUUCCUCAACACGAAGCGCACGCCGGAGAUCUUCGUCAUCCGCCUGGGCGCGGUGCUCAUCACGGGGUUCAUCCUGGCGACCAUCUUCUGGCGCCUUGACGACUCGCCCAAGGGCGUGGAGGAGCGCCUGGGCUUCUUCGCCAUCGCCAUGUCCACCAUGUUCUACACUUGCUCCGACGCGCUGCCCGUGUUCCUCAACGAGCGCUACAUUUUCCUCCGCGAGACGGCCUACAACGCGUACCGGCGGUCCUCGUACGUGCUCUCCCACACCAUCGUCGGCUUCCCCUCGCUCAUCGUCCUGUCCCUGGCCUUCGCGGUGACCACAUUCUUCGCCGUGGGGCUGGCCGGGGGCGCCCAGGGGUUCUUCUUCUUCGUGGCCAUCGUUCUAGCCUCUUUCUGGGCCGGGAGCGGGUUCGCGACAUUCCUGUCCGGCGUGGUGACCAACGUGCAGCUGGGGUUCCCCGUGGUGGUGUCGACGCUGGCCUACUUCCUGCUCUUCAGCGGCUUCUUCAUCAACCGGGACAGGAUCCCCAAGUACUGGCUGUGGUUCCACUACGCGUCGCUGGUCAAGUACCCGUACGAGGCUGUGAUGAUCAACGAGUUCAGCGACCCCGGGCGGUGCUUCGUGCGCGGGGUGCAGAUGUUCGACAACACGCCGCUGUCCGUCCUGCCGGCGGCGAUCAAGGUGCGGGUGCUGAGGGCCAUGAGCUCGUCCCUCGGCAUCAACAUCGGCACGGCGACGUGCAUCACCACGGGGCCGGACUUCCUGAAGCAGCAGGCCGUCACCGACCUCACCAAGUGGGACUGCCUCUGGAUCACCGUCGCGUGGGGCUUCCUCUUCCGCAUCCUCUUCUACGUCUCCCUGCUGCUCGGGAGCAGGAACAAGAGGAGGUAGAGCGCGUGAUCCAGCGUCGAGGCGAGGCGAGCGUGAUUCUUCCAUCGGAUCAUCUUCUUGGAUCCCUCGGCUUUACUGGCACGAGCAAUUGUGGGGCUGUCUCUCAGUCUUCUGUAAUUUUUUCCUUGUUCAUUCUUUUUUUUUCGAUUUUUUACUUGACUGCAUGUGAUUAAGACGGGGAGGGAGAUGUUUGCUGCGUGUAAAUUUGCUUCCAAGUUGUAACGAUAUCAUGACAAGUUGAAAGUUGAAACUGUAGCCCGACAAUAUGGUUUUCCCGCCA